Messenger RNA from Durusdinium trenchii, 303 nucleotides. The record is from the annotation of a GenBank genome assembly. NCBI's taxonomy places the organism in Eukaryota, Dinophyceae, Suessiales, Symbiodiniaceae.
AUGCGCCGUGCGGUGUGGCUGUGGACCGAGGACAACUGCGCCGAAGCCUUGGGCGAGAAUGAAUUGGAAGGCGAGAUCCCCAAGUGCACUGGCAAGCAGCUUGUCAUGGAUGAAGUGAAAUUUGAAAAGGAAGAUGACAAGAAGAAAGUUGACACCAUGAUUAAGCGCGUGAUGCAGAUGUUCAUGGAGGAUCAAGCACAGGCCGACGUGCCUUAUAUCCCGCCAGAGAGCGCGAAGAAGCGCGCGGUCUGGCUCUGGGACAAGGACUGGUUUUCAGCACCGGCAUCGAAUGUACAGGGAUAG